Lagopus muta (rock ptarmigan) is the source of this 408-nucleotide messenger RNA. RefSeq names its product dynein light chain roadblock-type 2 (gene DYNLRB2). Gene Ontology annotation, biological process: microtubule-based movement. Bases 1 to 327 code for a protein of 108 amino acids. The record is from RefSeq and is a predicted model, not a curated record. Gene Ontology annotation, molecular function: dynein intermediate chain binding. NCBI's taxonomy places the organism in Eukaryota, Metazoa, Chordata, Aves, Galliformes, Phasianidae. The transcript has 4 exons. Gene Ontology annotation, cellular component: centrosome; cytoplasmic dynein complex; cytoplasm.
AUGGCGCUGCUCCUCCCGCUGCCCCGGGACGGGAACGGCGCUGAAACGGAGGAAACCCUAAAAAAGAUUCAAGCGCACAAAGGGGUCGUGGCGACUAUGGUUGUCAAUGCAGAAGGAAUUCCAAUAAGAACAACUCUUGAUAACUCAACAGCAGUGCACUAUGCAGGUCUCCUUCAUCAGCUCACCAUGAAAGCGAGGAGCACAGUGAGAGAUAUUGAUCCUCAGAAUGAUCUAACCUUCCUCAGGAUCAGAUCAAAGAAACAUGAAAUCAUGGUAGCUCCAGAUAAGGAGUAUCUGCUGAUUGUUAUCCAGAACCCACCCGAAUAGACCAGCAGGAUGUUAUUCUCAGACAGACUCAGCUCUUCUUGCUAAGCUAACCUUCCUUACCCAUACUUAGCACCAAGCACA